AUGCCCAACGGCGCGGGACCGCCGAUCUGCACAGUGGAGACUUUGAGAGUCAGAUAUCGCAACGGUUUGAAAGCAUUUGUUGGUUCGGACAAUAAUAGGGGGGCACGGAGGCGGGGUGUCCCGGAGGGCCGCGCUACCGUUAUCUCGUGCGGAGACUGGUGGGAACGAGUUAUCACUGGUCGUCUGUUCGGAAAGUUCCUGGUCCCCCCUGAAUGCACGGAGAUGAACAUCGAGUUCGGCCGGGGUUGUCUGCUUUCCGGCAUCGGAGGAGUUCAGCUAGCCAAGCUGAAGGUGGAAUCAAUUGUGCUUGCAACGAAGGCUUGGCCCACAGGAUCCACCGCUACGGGUCUUAGUCAACUCACGCUUUCAGGAUUUCAACUUCCUCAGUCUCUAUGGCUCAGUCGAGAUAUCCAAAGGUCGCAAGUUCGAGCCUUGCUAGGGACAUUUCUUUUUGGUUUUGCCACUAUUUACUACCCGACACAUCAUUUAUCGCCAGAACUCAAAUACCUAAGCAUCAAUCGAUGGUCAGGAGGACUAGCUGUUUAUGUCGACAACACAAAGACAGAACCAAGUUUACAGAGGAAAGACAUAUAUUUCUACUUGACUUUCUAUCUUGUCCGAGAAACAAUCCAAUGUGUCUUUCCUUUCUUUCUUCUUUGGUUUUCCGACCAGCCUAUACAGCCGCUGCCUUCAAGGUUAGCACUUAAAACCACGACUCAGAACCUGCAACCCGCUAAACAACACCUGCGCAACGCACUUUGCACAACACCAUCGUCCAACGUCGAAAGAAAGACCACCGAUAACUUCAUCCAAGUGCAGCCGAACCCCCAAGAUCAAUCGUCCGGAUAA
Molecule: messenger RNA, 849 nt
Organism: Colletotrichum lupini
Lineage: Eukaryota; Fungi; Ascomycota; Sordariomycetes; Glomerellales; Glomerellaceae
Exons: 9
Coding region: 1-849 (282 amino acids)
Source: RefSeq, a predicted model, not a curated record